CAAGAAUCAAUGACACAUAAUCUCAAUACACACAUACUCACAACACCACAAACACACAUAGCACAUGACAUAUAUUACUUAAGAAGCAAAGAGUGACUCUUAAAAAAGGUGCUUCCUAUUCCCGGAAAUAUUGGUGAAUCAAAUCUUGGUAUGGAUCCUGAUUUAAUGAUGGAAAUAGCACAAGAGGUAGAUGCAGUCAUAAAUUCAGCAGCCAAUACAACAUUUGAUGAGAGGUUCCUCCUCAUCUUUCAUAAUUGUUGGGAUAUCCAAGUUCAUUUUAUAUAUACUAAUGGUUGGAUUACUCAAGGUAGAUUUGAUGCAGCUGUAAACAUAAACACAAGAGGGCCAUCUCGAGUACUUGAUUUUGCAAAGAAGUGCAAGAAACUUUGUUGUUUCAUACAUAUAUCAACUGAAAACGUCGUAGAGACUCUCAACCCCAAAAGCUCACCAUUAUUACACCCUCCUGUGGAUGUUGAUGCUGAAGUGAAGUUAGCUUUGGAUUCGAAUCUUGCUUUUCAUGGAGAUGAAGAAAUGGCUCGGGAAAAUGAAAGAAACGGGUUUAGAAAGGUUCAAGACCUGGAAAAUCAAGAAUGA
Molecule: messenger RNA, 594 nt
Organism: Mangifera indica (mango)
Lineage: Eukaryota; Viridiplantae; Streptophyta; Magnoliopsida; Sapindales; Anacardiaceae
Product: fatty acyl-CoA reductase 2, chloroplastic-like
Exons: 3
Coding region: 151-594 (147 amino acids)
Biological process (GO): suberin biosynthetic process; long-chain fatty-acyl-CoA metabolic process
Cellular component (GO): intracellular membrane-bounded organelle
Molecular function (GO): alcohol-forming very long-chain fatty acyl-CoA reductase (NADP+) activity
Source: RefSeq, a predicted model, not a curated record